AUGAUGAUGAUGGCCGCUAAGCUCGCUGUUGUCGCAGUGCUCGCGCUGCUUGCUUCUGCAUCAUGCCGCCAAGCAGGUUUCCGCAACGGUAAUGGUGGCUGGGGCGGCAAUCCCAUUCCCAUCACACAACCACCACCCAAUCACUCUCCGGCCACGACCCCCAAAACGAAGCCGCCAGCUUACACGGAUCGUUCGGCCACCCCACACCCACAGCCACCCUCUUACCCUCCGGCCACUCUGCAGCCACCCACCUAUCCUCCGAAGACAAGCCCAAGCCCGCCGCCGCCCACGCCCACCUAUCCUCCGACGAGCCUAAGCCCGCCGCCGACCACACCCACCUAUCCGCCAACGAGCCAAACCCCGCCGCCACCCACGGCCACGCUCACCUAUCCUCCGACGAGCCCAAGCCCACCGCCGCCGCCGCCGUCCCCUCCUCCGCCCAGCUCAGACGAUGCUGGAAAGAAGCUCAAGGUUGGAUACUACGAGAACAAGUGCGGCCGUUCCGUUGAUGUGGAGGCCAUCGUGAGGAAGCACGUCAGCGGCUUCGACGACGGCAUCAAAGCAGGGCUCAUCCGCCUUUUCUUCCACGACUGCUUCGUCCGUGUAAGUCUUAUUAAGACCUCGAUCACGCUUGACAUUCGCAUUCAGUGCAAUCACUACUACAUAUUAUAUAUAUUAGUAGCUGAUGACAACAUACAUGCACUGUAA
Miscanthus lutarioriparius is the source of this 708-nucleotide messenger RNA. The record is from the annotation of a GenBank genome assembly. Lineage: Eukaryota; Viridiplantae; Streptophyta; Magnoliopsida; Poales; Poaceae.